Molecule: messenger RNA, 2493 nt
Organism: Penicillium subrubescens
Lineage: Eukaryota; Fungi; Ascomycota; Eurotiomycetes; Eurotiales; Aspergillaceae
Exons: 5
Coding region: 1-2493 (830 amino acids)
Source: RefSeq, a predicted model, not a curated record
AUGACCACAAAGGGAUCUCGCAAGAGAGUGAAAGCCAGCCCCUCUGGCGCGGACUCACUAUCCCCCGCGUCUCCGAACAAUGCAGCCCGAGACCGCUCAGACUCCCAGACACAGAGCCGUAUGAGCUGGUACCCAGGAUCAUGGUCGGCUAUCUCGCGUACGUCCAAGGCAGCUCCAGUUACCGAGGUUGCCCGUGAGAGCAUAUCGGUCGCGCAAAACGUAGCUUCCAGCGUUGUGAACUCCUCAGCCUCUCUUCUCGACACACCCAGACAAAACCGCCAUCCUUCGAUACAGUUGACCAAGAAAGCCGGCGCAUCGACUAGAUCUCUCCCUGCCGACGUUACCACGACUCGAGUUAAUAUUGCGUCGGACGGUUCAGCUUCUACAACAGCGUUGGAUACCCUUGAGACACCUGUAGCUGCAGAAACAACGCCGAAUCAAGAGACACCGGAACCAAAUACUUUGAAACCUCUGGAAAAAUCAGUGGAAGGAGAAGAGCCGAUCGUUGAGAACGUUGGGACUGAGCCCACUACUCCACAAGCAACCCAAGCGCCAACUGAGCAGUCUGUCGGAUGGUUCUCAUGGAUAUAUAGGUCAGGGCCAACAGAAAAGGACAAGCCGAGUGGUCCGGAAUCUGCAGCAGAGGCAGAGACAUCUGUUGAGAACCAAACUGCUAAGCAAGCCGAACCCCAUCCAAUCGUGGCGGACACCAGUGGAGCAGAAGUACAACAGAAUCACGAGCCGGAGCAAACAUCAGCGCAGGGUGGAGAUACAAUCGAAACGACCCCAACGGCUCAGAAACGGUCGUGGCUACAGAUGUGGUACGGGGUGGGUCCAGCAAAUAAGCAGGAGGAACAGCUUGCAACGGAGCCAUCACAGGGAGACACUAGUGCAUGCAAGGAUCAAGACUUGGAUAUGGCGCCGAAAGACCCUUCAGAACGGCCAGAAGAUGCGCCUCAUAUUCCGCAGACCACUGCUGGAACAACGAAGUCCUCGGGUUGGUCUUUCUGGUCUAAAGAUACUGCCAAGGAUGCUACGCCAGGUAAACUUCAAGAAGUCGAAGCUGUGGAAGCGACAGUGACAUCGGAUACAACAACAGCCCAACCGACAUCACUUGAGCCAACCCCCGAGACUAAUGUCAAUGUCACCAAGAAGGGAAGCUUGAAAAUCAAACCAUCCAAGGAUGGCCGUACGAAAGACGGAACUGUGUCCGCCGUUGAAGCUACCACUAUUCCAACACCACCCGUCGAGCCGAGACCAGCCGAUGUUACUGCAUCAAAGACAUUACAAAGAAUCCUGCCUAAUCAAGUACUUCCAAAAUUCGAAGAUACAUUUGCAAUGGAGGAGUCACCAUCGUUGCUGCAGAGUCUCGGCCGGUUACUACAUUACACCAAGGGCCCGGAGCAUAAUCAUGUUUCCCGAAUUAAAGAACCUCCUCGAAUUAAACGCGCCCUGGCCAUCGGCGUUCAUGGGUAUUUUCCUGCUCCGUUGAUUCGGAGCGUGCUUGGACAGCCUACGGGAACAUCUAUCCGAUUCUCGAACAUGGCCACGGAGGCUAUUCGAAAAUACACGGCAGAUCAUGGCUAUACCUGUGAGAUAGGCAAGAUCGCGCUGGAAGGCGAAGGCCGUAUCGCAGAGCGGGUCGACUUAUUGUGGAAGCUCCUUCUCAACUGGAUGGAAGAAAUUCGCAAGGCCGAUUUCAUCCUAGUGGCGUGCCACAGUCAAGGAGUCCCAGUGUCAAUCAUGCUUGUUGCGAAGCUGAUUUCCUUUGGCUGUGUCAAUGCUUCCCGCGUGGGAGUUUGUGCUAUGGCUGGUGUGAACAUGGGUCCAUUCUCUUCUUACCGUUCCCGGUGGAUCAGUGGAUCUGCUGGAGAGCUGUUUGACUUUGAACUACCCUUCAGCAAGGUCUCCAAAGAAUACGAGACUGCUUUGAAGCGCGCUCUUGAUUUCGGAGUUCGUAUAUCUUAUAUUGGAAGCAUUGACGAUCAGCUUGUUUCCUUAGAGUCUUCCUUAUUCUCCACGGUGGCUCACCCAUACAUCUACCGCUCUGUGUUUGUAGAUGGCAGGGUCCAUGCUCCAAGCUUCCUCUCCCACCUUGUUGGCUUUGCUCUUAAACUACGCAACCUCGGUAUUCCAGAUCACGGCUUGAUCCGUGAACUAAGCAGUCCAUUGGCCGGCAGUCUAUACACAGGCGAGGGACACUCCCGUCUGUACGACGACGAAGCCGUUUACUACAUGGCUAUCCAAUUUGCUCUCGAAACAUCCUCCGUCCCAGACGCCAAAUUGAGCAUCAAACGAUCCAGCCCCGCCGUUUCCCCGAAUCCAUAUAUCCUGCCCUUCGCGAUGCGCGGUCUCCUCGAAGAGGAAUACGUCAGGCGCGUGCUACACGAAGAAACUAUGGAACUACUUCGCCAAUUCGAUGACUGGAAGCCGUCGAGUAAGGUCUUGAAGGAUGUCAAGUUUCGACUCGAGGGUAUCCGGUCGAAGCUGUAA